GAAACUUACGUGAAAAUAAAAACAAAAGAAGAAAGAGAGAGAGGAUAUAUCAGAGCUGAGUUAGAUACUUUACAGAGAGAGAGAGAAAGAGAGGGGGAGAGAUCUAAAAAUGGAGGAUAUGCCCCCAGGGUUUCGCUUCUUCCCAACGGAAGAAGAGCUGGUUUCAUUCUAUUUGCACUACAAGCUUGAAGGAAGGAGACAUGACUUGGACCGGAUGAUGGGUCGGGUUAUUCCGGUUGUGGAUAUCUAUGAUCACAAUCCCUGGGAUCUUCCACAGAUUUCGGGAGAUUUGUGUCAUGGAGAUCAUGAAUGGUUCUUCUUCAUUCCAAGACAGGAGAGAGAAGCCCGUGGAGGAAGACCCAAUCGACUCACAACUUCUGGAUACUGGAAAGCUACUGGAUCUCCUGGCCAUGUUUACUCAUCUGGCCAAAACAGUCGCAUAAUUGGCGGAAAGAGAACCAUGGUUUACUAUGAAGGAAGGGCUCCCCACGGAAGAAAAACUGAAUGGAAGAUGAACGAGUAUAAAGCCAUUGAUGGGGAAGCUGCCACUUCAAACACUGCAAAUCCACCGUUACGACAAGAGUUCAGUCUGUGCCGAGUGUACAUGAAAACCAAGUGCUUGCGAGCAUUUGACAGACGGCCUUCGGGAGCAUUGGGUCGCGAAGCAGCUUCUGGGCGAGCUAGAGGGGAUGAAGCAGCAGCAACGUCUCGCCAUCAGAACCCUCAAAUGGUGGAGAGAACAAGCUCGCCUGAGAGCUCAUCCUCAUCAGGAGACCAUGCCAAUCCCUCUCAAACUGGGGAGAGCAGCAACUGGGAAAUGAGCGCUGAUAAUCCACCUCUCUGGGAAUGGGAACAACUGAAUUGGUUCUAAUGAAAAAGAUCAAAAGAACAAAUGGAGAAGAUAAAUUAAGUAGAAGCUGCAACUGCACAGCUUAACCUAAUGAAUAAGAAUAAUCUCAUUAAUUUCUUCUGUAAGGCUAAGGAUAGCGACUGUCUCAGCCAUUUCUUGAUCAGAUGUACCUGAUUUUUCUUCCCUUUGUAUUUUCUUGGCCAGACAAAUUAACCAGAUGUUCAGUAAAUUUAACUUCAAUAUAUCAUCUGCGUAUGAGUUCUUGUGAAA
Molecule: messenger RNA, 1120 nt
Organism: Vitis vinifera (wine grape)
Lineage: Eukaryota; Viridiplantae; Streptophyta; Magnoliopsida; Vitales; Vitaceae
Product: NAC domain-containing protein 90
Exons: 3
Coding region: 110-871 (253 amino acids)
Biological process (GO): regulation of DNA-templated transcription
Molecular function (GO): DNA binding
Source: RefSeq, a predicted model, not a curated record